ACAUCUCGCGAGACCGGGGUGCAUGAGCGGCUAUCGGCCGGCUAGGGCUUGCAGGGAAGAUGGAGCAUCCCGCGCUGGGCACGGUGCAGGCCGCGGACAGCGGCGGGGCCCGGCCAUACAGCAGCCUGGAGGAGCGGGAGGGCCGGGAACCGGACGGGCUGCGCUUCGACCGCGAGAGGGCGCGCCGCCUCUGGGAAGCAGUGUCCGGGGCCCAGCCGGUGGGGAGGGAGGAAGUGGAGCACAUGAUCCAGAAGAACCAGUGUCUCUUCACCAACACCCAGUGCAAGGUUUGCUGCGCCUUGCUCAUUUCUGAGUCCCAGAAGCUGGCCCACUACCAGAGCAAAAAACAUGCCAACAAAGUGAAGAGAUAUCUAGCAAUCCAUGGAAUGGAGACAUUAAAGGGGGAAACGAAGAAGCUAGACUCAGAUCAGAAGAGCAGCAGAAGCAAAGACAAGAACCAGUGCUGCCCCAUCUGUAACAUGACCUUUUCCUCCCCUGUCGUGGCCCAGUCGCACUACCUGGGGAAGACCCACGCAAAGAACUUAAAGCUGAAGCAGCAAUCCACUAAGGUGGAAGCUCUGUCGAAACGCCUUACAAACCCUUUCCUUGUGGCCUCCACCUUAGCCUUGCACCAGAAUAGAGAGAUGAUAGAUCCAGACAAGUUCUGCAGCCUGUGCCACGCGACUUUCAAUGACCCCGUCAUGGCUCAGCAACAUUAUGUGGGCAAGAAACACAGGAAACAGGAGACCAAGCUCAAACUUAUGGCGCACUACGGGCGGCUGGCAGACCCCGCUGUCACCGACUCAUCGGCCGGGAAGGGCUAUCCCUGCAAGACGUGUAAGAUAAUGCUGAACUCCAUAGAACAGUACCAAGCGCACGUCAGCGGCUUCAAACACAAGAACCAGUCACCAAAAACAAUGGCAUCACCUCUGGGCCAGAUUCCUGUGCAAAGGCAGCCCAUUCAGAAAGACUCAACCACCUUGGAAGGCUAAAGGUGUUUCUGUACAGCACCCCAGGUUGAACCAGCCAUGAGCCAGCUUCCUGUAACUAUGGUCAGCCCUUGGCUCUUUCUUCCUCCUUUCUUACACCUGGAGAAUACGUAGGCCUGAGGCAGGAGUGGACCACAGACAGCCUCUGACUGGUCCAGGCAAAUCCGCCCCUGCCCCUCCCCUUUGGAAUGGGCCCUGAAGGUCAGGGUAAGGCUAGAAGGGAUCUUGACAGGACGUGGGUUGUAGUUUGGAGUUUGGCCUUUCCCGGUCCCCAGCCCUUCUGGGCCAUAUGUCAUGAGGCCCCAGGCCUAUCUUUUCCUCUGCAAGUCAGUUUUGGACCAGUCUCUGCAGCUAAAGAGCUGAGCUCUCCCUGGGCUCUAGGUGUCUCCAGUGAAACCUGGAGCUUCCAUGCCAGACCUUGGCCUGGGCAGGAGAGGGCAGAUGGAAGCGGCUGCCACACGGAAGCUUAGAGUUAAUGUUACACUCCCCCUCCCCCAAAAAAGUUUCCUUUUGCUGAGCCUGGGAUCAGAUGCUGGCCAGUUACACAGAUUUCUGCCCACCGUGAAGUCUCCACCUGGAGCAGUUACACGGUCCUGGCCGAGCAUUGCUGUCCCCCUCGCCCUCGUCCUCCACAGUUCCUGAAUGGUGCUAAGGAUCUGCAGCAACUGGGGACACACUAGAGCUGACGGAGGCCUCAGUACCCAGUGGGAUCAUCAGAAGCUCCAGUAGGGGCCUUUUCCCUCCUCCAUCAGAGGUGCUCUGACCCAGGGUCAUAUGAGGAAGUCUCCACCUGCAAAUUUCCUUGAUGGUUCUGUGCCCUUAAAGGCAACCUGCCUCCUGCCAGCCAGCUUAGAGGUUAGUUGCUGCCCUUCGGCCCUACUGGCCCUCUCCUUCCCCUUGUGCAGCAGACCACCUGCCCAGGUUGCUAUGGUGCUAGUCCUCCCCCAUCAUCCACCAGGAGAUUCUGGGUACCAAGGGGCAGGAUGGGUCCCCAGGAGAAGAAGAGAGCUAGUGUAAGUUUCUGCGGUGAGUGAGGAAACAGACGUUUCCCUGACCCCACACCUAGAUUUCUCUAGCACGGCUAUGUUUUACGGCCUGGGACGUCCCUGGGAGUGGACUUUACCUCGGAGCUUUCAAACAGGAAUUCCAGGGAGGGUCACCAUCUGAGGUUCCUCUUCACUGGGGCAAAGAAGCCCCCAGCUGCUCUCGUGGCCUCCUCCCCACGCUCCCUCUCCCUUGGCCUGUGAAUGCCUUUACGUAUUGUGUGUGGAUAUGUGUGUGUGCACUCAUGCUCUCUCUUGAUCACUGAAGCACCUAAAUAAAGAAUUUCUCCCAUGAGCCAGAUUGCAACUGAACAGACCUGGGAUUUGGA
This is a messenger RNA of Vicugna pacos (alpaca), 2361 nucleotides long. RefSeq names its product zinc finger protein 346 (gene ZNF346). Gene Ontology annotation, molecular function: double-stranded RNA binding; zinc ion binding. The record is from RefSeq and is a predicted model, not a curated record. Lineage: Eukaryota; Metazoa; Chordata; Mammalia; Artiodactyla; Camelidae.